Molecule: messenger RNA, 11645 nt
Organism: Spirodela intermedia
Lineage: Eukaryota; Viridiplantae; Streptophyta; Magnoliopsida; Alismatales; Araceae
Source: the annotation of a GenBank genome assembly
AUGCCUCAGGUCAGGAUAAUCGCGAAGAAUUUCAUGGACAUGGUGGCAGCCCUGCCGGCCAUGAAACUCGACAAGCUUUACGACAGCUCUCUUAUCUGCGAGGCUGUCUUAAGGUGGAACCCUCUCCCCUGUCGUCCCUCUGUUCGGUCAUAUUUGCUGUCACUAUGGUUUCAUCGUCAGGGUGAAGAGUAAUGGGGUCGUAGAUGGAGAUUGAUUGCGUCUCUCACGGUGACAGAACGGUCUGGUAUCGUUAUAAUUGUCUUCCAGUGAUCUCAAACGUGGAUAUUAAUCAGAAAAAGGAGAAGCAUGGAAAAUGCUUUCGGACAUUUAGGUGGGAAGUAUUCCAUGGCUACAUCCUUUCUCUCCAACGAAUGGUGGACAUUGGUUGCGAAAUAUUAUACAUUUUUAUACUGAUGCCUAGGUCAUUCUUCUACUAAACCAGCGCGCGCAUCAGUACCAUCACUCCACCAUAAAGCCGUUUAUCGUAAUCUGAGGUCCACGGAAUAUGCAAGAUCGCGACCAGACAAUCGGAUGUUAAAAUGUAUUUGGUCAAUUCCACGGGACCAAGCCCAAAGAUGGUAAUUUCCCACUUACACGAGUGGUUUUUACCAACUCAGACUUCUGUUUCCCUUUUGGGAGGCAGAAUUGGCCGUUUGAAACUAAACGUUCGACUUGGUAGACCAAGAUACGAGUUGGAUUGAAAAAAAAGUAGGUUCAACUCAUGGAAUCUGCAUCCUCGUGCAAGUUUCAGGAUUUUUAAUGACGAUUUAGUACUCGUUUCAUUGGGGAAUUUUAAAGACACCCUUUUGGUCCUGAUUAAAUCUGCAUGCUUAAUGGUAGAUUCUCAUAUCUUAGUGUUUUAAAAGUUAAGAUCUUUGUGUUUGAAUAUGUAUGGCCAUACUCUCUUACGUUCUAAGGCGUUCAGAUUCAAGUAGAUGCCCCCUUCCUGAAGGCUAGAAGCCGACUUUUGGGGCGUGAGCAAUAGUAGCCUGAAAGUUUUACUUAAAGUAAUCAGUGUUACAUCUGUUUCCAGGGUAAAGACCCAGAUACUGUCCUAUAUUCAGUGACAAGCACGAAAAAUAUAUAAUAAUUAAAUAUAAAUUCUUAUGGAAAUGAUACUAGCGUGCUCUCGCAGUCGCCAUCAUCAUCAUCGUCAUCCUCAUCAUCAUAAUGCUGUAAAUCCAAUAUUACUUGAACUGUUUCCGGUUCCACUUGUUUUGGGAUAUAUGUUUAUGGGUGCCUUUGUGUGCAUCUCUCAACUACCAGCUAGCACUGAUGAGGAUUUCACUAAAUAUGCAAUGGUUUUGUUCUAAGAUCCUCCAAACAUCAAGGGCUCUUACAUCUGGACCCCAUGUCUCCCAUGGUCGCUCUUCUUCUAUAUCGCUAAUUGAUUCUGCCUCAAGAAGUUUACUUUACUAUGUGAUGUCCUGUCUUUCUCGUGUUUCAUCACAUGGUUGAGCUUGUUUUGGUUAGCUUCUUAUAGAAACUUUUAAAACUGGUCUUCCAAUUCUCCUGAAUUGAAAGGUCGAUGCCUAUUUGCAUCCCCUUAUUCCUAUUUGAAUGUAUCUUCAACGAAGAAGCUCGAUGAGUUCUUUCAUGACUAUGCACCUAAUAUUUUCUGCCUAAAUAGCCACGCCUCUCUGUCCAUUGACAUCGCAUCUGAUUCUAAUAUUCCAGAUAAUGCUUCUUUGAUAUAAUAUCUUGAUAUGUAAUGAAGAUAUACAAUGGAUUAUGCCAAUAGUCAAAGCAUAUCACGUGAUCUAAAAAAAAAAACAUGUUAUUAUGGAGUUAUAGAUAAGAAAAGUCAUAGUUUAAAGUGAGCUCUGACAUCCAAUCGUAUCAUUUUAUGUGUGACAGGGCAGAAUGUGACCGUGAGUUAGAUUCUGAUACCCUUUAGCCGGGGCCCUCUUAUUUUGUCUUUAUACUCGAGCACUGCCACUGCGAAAAUCGAAAGGCUGUUGCACUAAACAACGUGGAGGACUUGUCUCUUCUGUGUACUAUUUCGUAGAGGUGUACUUGAGCCUUUAAAGUGCCAAAUCUUGGCUUGUGGAAGCCUGAUCAGGUUUUUUUUUAUCGUCAUGUCUUCAUGUAAGAAAAUGGUGAAGGCUUUUGGGUGAAGCGACCUAUUAGAUUGUUUCAUAGUGUGAGAAUUUACGGGGAGUGCAACCACUUCCCAUCUUACCAUAAAGUGUACACGUUCACAUUUUAUUUUUUCAUCUUCCUUUUAGCAUCACUUUUGUAACCGAAGUUUACCACAUUCACGUCUAUAGAAAAUUGAAAAAAUAUGAAUAACUUCAAUGGAGGUUUUCCUAUUCACCAUUUUUCUUUUCAUUUCUCAAUUUCUCGAUCUGCCAGUCAUUUAACUCCUCUUAAACUUUUAUGAGUUCAAAUUCUCCAAAGGUUUCAUCUUUGCCCAUAUUCUUGCAAGUUUUUUUCCUCUCUUAUCAAGCAGCUCUCAAUUCUGAUGUUCUGGUGGGUAACAUGAGUGGAUUUCUUGGCAUUGGCGAGUAUGUGGACAUUUUACGUUCGUCAUCUCCAAAUUCUCUUUGGGAAAUGUACUCUAGUCUGAAGUUUCUCGAGUAAUUAGUGUCACCAUUUGAAUGUAAUAGGUCAUAUCUUUUUUCUCCAUGUAAGUAUUGAACUUUUCGCCGUUUUUGUUUGACGGUUUCCAGUCUUUUACAUUAAGUAGACAACUUGAUGACCAUGUUUUGAGGUGGUGUUUCAAUUUUCAUCAAAUUGGUGCACAGGCAGUUUUAUGAUUUCGUACGCUUUAAAACCUGGUGAAAAGUGGAGUGGACACAGUUUGUAAGCUGUAUCCUUUUUUUUACCUCUUCGUUUAGUCAAGGAGUGCGUUGUCCUUAUGUUAUUACAUUCCCCUUUCAAAUGACGUCGGUACUAUGCAUGAAACAGAAAAGUUUACAAGUUAAAGCGGUCAGGAAUUUGAACUUUCUUAAUCCGCACUAAUGUCAGUCUCUCUGUGACCUUUUUUUGUAGGUCUUUGCCACCCUUGGCUAAGAAGUAUGUCCUGCAAAUGCUAUUUAUCGAUCUUCCAGUAUCAGCUAGGACAAUGGAAGAAUGGGUGCUUCCUGAUGGAUCUUCCAAACACAAAGUGGCAAUAGACAGGUUACUGCAGCUAAGAAUAUUCCUGGAAGUCAUUGAUAGGUAGACUCAUGCUCCAUGAUCUUCCAUCUUCGGUUUUACUUUAUUUUUUAUGUGUCUGAUGGCUAUUCCUUGUUUACAAUUUAAAAUCAGAAUCCUUGCAUGAAAUUCACUCUGAUAGGAGCAUACUUGUUGUAUGUAUAUGAGAAAUGCACAGACGCUAAUCGUCACACAAACAAAGAAAUUUGGCUACCAAUUACAACAGAUCGCAUUUUUCGCAUGUUUGGAAAAUUUCUCUAGAGGGUGUGAAUCACUUCUCAAGAAGGCUACUCAAUCUCAGGAUUUGCUAGGCACUUGUUACCUGUGGCAAUUGAUCUGAUACAGACGCCAGUGUUUAGGCUACAAAUAGUGACCAAUUAGGGUUAAUCUUAUUAUUUUAUCAUUUAUUUCUAAAGUUAAAUACUUUACAUUUUCUGGAAGAUUCAGAAAAACUGUUCCUAAUGCUGUGUAUGCUUGUCAAUGGAACUAAAAUUUAAAUUCAGUGUAGCCUGCAGAGACUGGUUUGGCUAUGCAUUUUUUUUAUUUCUUAUUUAUUCCAGUUUUACAUGCUCGUAAAUUAAAUGAGUUAAAUACAAAUAAACGAUAUCAUUAUGCUUUAAUCUGCAAUCUACAUAUUGUUGUUUUUGUAGCCCUUCAGCUGGGUAUUAUUUCAAUACUGUAAAAUUAGUUGUCUGUAGGCUGUCGAAUUUUCAAGCAGAUUGAUAUUUGGUGAUCAGAAAAUUUAUUUGAAUGAGAGCACUGGAUUUAAGUCCCAUAGGACUUGAUGUCUAUUUCUUCCACUCAUUUUAUUCUUUUUCACAGGAAGAGGGAGAGUAGCUACAGACUGAAUCCAAUUUUUCAAGAAAACCUACGAAAGUACCUGAUUCAUGGGUAAGAUUUAUUGAUGAAAGCACAUACAACAAUUUUUUAACUGAGGAUCUGACGAACUGUAAGAAUCGGAAAAUUUGCAUAUUCUGUGUACGCAUUUUGAAAAUAAAUUUAACAGUUAAAAUGUCACUUUUAUAUCUUCAGAAAAGGAAGAAAAUGUUACCAUGAUAAUUGCAAUUUCAGCACCAUACUAGAUGGUUUACGUUGAGGUUUUGAGUUUUGGUCAACAGGAUAGGGAGAAAUAAUAUUCGAGACAGCUUCUUGAAUCGAAUUUUGCUGUGGAAAGGGUUCCAUGGCUAUUUUUUCUUUUCGAGCGUGUAUAUGUCAUAACCGUGUCUUGAUAAUCCUAUACAUGGCUUCUUUAAGUUGUUCCACGUCUGUGUACAUUUGGCCUUCCUGAGGAAAAUUUCUUGACUUGUUUCUGGUGUAGAUUGACGUCAUUGAGUGGCGUACUCUAAAGAAGAACCAUUGAGUGACUCGUUUCUUUCUAUCGCGUAUCUAGCUUAAUCGUUGCGGUCUGUGCAUGCCCGUCUUUUAGUACCACCUGUGCAGAAUGAACCAUAAAUGUGAAGCUAUUGGUAUGAAAUCGAAGCUCUUCAGACUUAUUCAAUUAAACAUGUUGCAAGUUAGAGAAUCUGAAUUUUAAAAGUGAAUACUCUCCUUUCCUAAACUAUUUAGAAGAUUGUGAAAAACCCAUUUAAUUCAACCCAUCAGAAUUCCAUCCUACUUUCUCUAUCAUAAAAACAUAUCCUUAGUUUACACUGGAUCGCUAGGCGGUAUGUUGUUGAUUGUUUGAUGUGAUUUCCAUUAAAAAAAUGUAAUACCAGAAAAGAGCAAACAAUAUUGAAUGUGCUGUAUUAGAUCCUUUAAUAGCCGAUGCCUUGAACCACCAAAACAUGGCCAGAUCAACUGACCGGAGCCAAUGGACUGUUUCUGAAUUUGUUGUCCAUAAACCAGUUAAUCUAAUUCAGUUCAGCCUUACCUGAGCCCAUCCACCUGAUUCAACUUGUCCGAAUAGAUGGCUGCACCAGGUUUUGGGCCAUUAUGGUUGGUUCAAUCCUGUUCCCAAUCUGGAUCAGAUCGGAACCCGGUUGGUGAAGCCGCCUAAUCUGAUUCCAAAUACCAUGGUGGCACAACUAGAUUACUCUCUGGUUCAAAGGGGGCACCAUCGACGAUCCUGGUAUUGCCUGAUUUUAGAUAAGCAAAGGGGGGAGUGAAUAGCCUGGGCUUCUGCUCGUCAGAUCAUUAGGAGAGAAGAUUCGUCUGUAGCUAGCACAUCAUAGUCACAUAAGCUUACAUAUUAUUUCUAGCGACUGAAAAAUGAUAUAUCAACAAAGCGUGAAAACGACAUGUGGUCGUUUACCGCUAAAAUACCGACCCUAUGUUUUUGACGCGUGAGACGUGUGGUGUCUUAUCCUCUGUCUCUACCUAGCCUAGGUUGUUUUCUGCCAGUCAUUAUAGCUCAGCAUUUCCAAAAUUGUGUAAUCUGGGAAUUUUGAAGAAAGAUAUGAGGUUGAAAUAUGGAUGGCAAGAAGAUACAUCUCUCUUGGUGCAGCUAUCAUCCUCUCUCAAAUAUUGAGUUCUAUCCGCUGAAAAUCUACCUGUCGAUUUUCUGGAAUGUGCAAUUGCAGGGAAGCUUCAGUCUUAUGUCUCACAUCCUGAUUGCCCAUUCUCUUUCCCAAUAGUUGUCAAGUUUUUGAACUUUGAAGUUCUGGCCUGCGCCCCAUUUUCCGUAGUCACUUUUAAAAAAUACUUUCUUUGUGAUUGAUCUCUACCUGAUACUUCUUAAUUGGUUUUGUUGGAAGUUCGUCUUGUGGGAAACAGUUUCGUUCUAUUUUUUUUGUUUCUGUAGAGCGUACGUUUUUUUGUUUAGUAUACUUGAUUCCAUUAUUAUAUCAAAAUGUGCAAGAUCAAAACUACAAUGUCUUCUUGAAAUAGCCUCGUGGCUGUGUUUCUUCCUUCUGGAUUCUUUUCUUGUUGCUUGCUGAUAUCCUUCUAAGUUUGAAGCUGUCGUCUCUUAUGGUUUAUUACAAAUACAGUGGAACUUUACCACGAGAGCCAAUGCCCUCUAAUGUGACUGUGAGGCUGCCAACAUUGGAGGACCUUGAUGCCUAUGCCAUUGAGCAAUGGGAGGUUGUUCUCUUAGAUUUUGCGUACUCACUCAGCUGUAUAGUCCUAUGAAAAUUUAUUUAAUUGAUUAAUAAAUCAUGAGUAAUUUUUCUAUUGACAUGUUAAAAUCUUGUCAAACAGACAACUUAUCUUCAAACCUCUCUUCGCUGUCUGUUUAUGUGAGCAGUGUUUUUUGUUACAACUAAUUAACUCCGGUCAAGUGGAGCGGUUGACAGGCUUCAAUCCUUCUAUGAUAAAAGUUUUCCAGAGAGGCCUUUUGAGUACAAGGUUUUUCAUUUCUGGAAUUUAUUGCAAAAUAUAUUUUUACCAGUUGAAAAUACAUUAUAAAUGCUGAAAUAUUUGGCCUUUGAAUGAAUCCUCAGAAAGGUGGAUUUGGAUUUAUAUUUUUAUCUUGAAAUUUCUAUUUCCGGGAUGCUAAAUGGGCUUACACACCUCAUUUGCAGGGACAAUGAACCUCCAAAGUUAACUGAAAAUGGUUUCCAGUUCUUGGUUUGUACCACGUAUUGUUUUUCAUAGUUAUUUUAUACAAUUUUGGUUUUUUAUUUUGUUCAUGUUUUGUAUACAGUUAAUGGAUACUAAUGCACAGCUUUGGUACAUUAUUAGAGAGUACAUCUCCAGUUCUGAGGUGUGGAAUUAUGAUCCGUGUUCUUUUCUAGUGUACUGCCUUGUGUUAGUUUACUCCUGGUUGGCCUAUGUUUUGUGUCCUGUAUUAAAAUAAGAAUAAACAUUAAAUUUUCGGCGAGUAUGUAAUGGUUUUUGAUCCAAUUUGGUGCAGGGUCAUGGUGUAGAUCCUGCAGAAUUGAUCUCAUUUCUUCUUGAGCUUAGUUUUCACGCUCCAGGCAAGGUAUUAAAAACUGAACUUUAAAUACUGAUCUAUAAAUAUUCUGCAACGGAGUAAAUUUAUCAUGUUUUUUAUUUAGUUAUUGGGGAUGCUGAUGUGUUGUCCUCCAGUUCUUUUAUUUAUGAAGACUGAUUAGCUACGGUUGCUCAUUUUAUAUUCUCACAUUGUAUAAUAUCAUAAUUUCUUUGGAUAUUUUUACUGUAAACUUUUUUUAUUAAUUUUAUUGUUACAGAGAGGCUUAACAUUGUCAUACACUAGCAUAGAUUAGCUAGGAAAGUUGACUGUCUGUCAGUAGGCAUCCCUUCCCCCUCAGUAACAGGCUUAGCACAACUAUAGACCCAGGAAAGAGGAAAAGGAAGGUUGAAGGCGAAAGGAUCAGAUCAGCAGUCGUCAGCAGUGGCUGCAUACAACAAUCCGCGAACCUAUGAGAUCUAUCUUGACACUAGAUCAGCAGUAGCAGUAGGAAGGAUGAAAGGAAAGUUAGUUGCCGAAUGUGAAGAAGAAAAUGAAGUACCAGCACCAGCAGGGACCUUGGGAAUGGCUAGCUUGCCGGCAUUCUCCUUAGGGCCAAUAAAGUCUCCUUGGUUUCUUUUGUUUCCUGUUUCACGCUUUGCUUUCCGUCACGUCUCAUAGUUGAGGUAACAUGGACCAUCCUGACACAAUUAAGUCUUAAUGAAAAUAAAUUUAUCAAAAAAUUUAGUUAUCAUUGAUAAUAUUUGUUGAAAUCCCCUCGAUGCCUAAGAUCCAGAUAAUAACCCAUAUCCAAACAGAUUCAGACAGAUUCCUGACCUUGUUUCAUUGAUCGUAUUUUUGGCUACCUAGUUUUUCUGUGUCAGCUAAUGGAAGGCACCAAAUUCUGUGUCAGGCUCACCGUUAGGUUGAAAGCCUGAAUCUUAUUUCGUACACUUUAGUGUGAUUUCCAUCUUAAAAAAUGCACAUGCAUCCUUUAACCCGAUGUUCGCAUUUCUUUUUUUUUAGGCUUAUAAUAUGAAUACUCUUGCUGAUGUUCAAAAAUCUGCUAUCAGUGACUUAGCAGCUCUGGGAUUAGUCAAACUCCAGCAGGUGAAUGCCAUCCUUAAUUUUUAGCCAAUAGUUUUUCAUUUUUGUUUGAAGUGUCAGUUCGUUUCUGUAUUCUUGACUGAAUUUCUUCUUUCUCGUUUUUGUUGCAGGGGAGAAAAGACAAUUGGUUUAUACCCACUAAGCUGGCUACUAAUCUUUCAAUGAGCUUGUCUGAUUCUUCAUCACGCAAGGAGGUUUGAACCUCUUAAAAUCAUUAUGAAGGAUUGAUGUACUUAAACAAUCUUUCACCUAUUCACAUUUCUUACUGUAUAUUGUUUUUUUAGUGUUGAUACAAAUUAUGCAUUAGAUAUACAAAAGAAGAAACAGUUUUUUUUGUAAACGAGCUCUUGAGGGCACCCUCUGUACAAUAUUUCCAUUGUCCAUAGCAAGAUGGUAUGCAACAUUGUUUGAUCCCAACACUCUCUCAACAAGAAGGAAUAGUUGUCAAGCCUCAUUGGAAAAGUUCAGAGCCCAGCCCCCCCCCCCUUAAAGUCACUGUAGUGCAUUCAUAAAUGAAAAGCUCUCUACUGAAGAGCUCUGAUGCCUAAAAUCCAGUUUUUCUGUACAUUACAACUAAUUCAAAUUUGUUAUAUGUAAGGCAAACCACCAUACUUUUCUAUUUCAUCGGGUUAAACUUGAUUGUGAGUCGAAGAAAUUAUUGCAAAAGACCCAUGAGCAAGGGUAUUGCAUACCUUGCACACUCGUCUCUAAUUAUUGAGAUGCAUACUCGAGUAUCUUGCCAUGGUUCUGCAUCGGAUCCACUGAUGAUUAUUGUGACAGUGACCUCCCAGCCACUACCGCUCAAAUGUAGCAAAUUUCCUUCUUGAAGGAUUCUCCUUCACAUGAUAUAUGAUAUUGUACAUUUCUUGCAUAUCUAUCUCUCAAGAAGUAUGAGGCAAGUAAGAGUUCAUCUCAACCCUGGUGUAGUUAUGAUGGAAAGGAUAUUACUCGGGCAAAUGCAUCUUGUUUAUAAUGAUGUGACCACAACAAUAAAAGGAAUUGACUCAUGCUAUGAGUACUUUGAAAUUGACUUAAUAAUCUUUGUUUCAUCUCAUAUUAAUGUAUUUUUUUAGAAAUAUUAUUGAUUAUUUUGAAAAGUAUCCGAUAAAAGUAAGAUAUAUGAUUCAAAUUGCAUUAGUGAUAUGAAGCGCUUUGCCUUCAUUUCACUGUUUAAUGUAGAAUGUUGAAGGCCCGUCUUGUUGGAAGAGAAGUCUUAUGUCAGUUAUAUCAUUUUCUCUCACAUGCUUUAUUUAUAUUUUUUUAUUUGGAAGCUAUAGCAUGCAUUUUGACAUCAUUUGAUUCUAUCAGUAUUGUACAUCUGACAGAUCUCAAUAUCACCGUCACUUCCUCUUAAAUUUUCCAGCCAUUUGAUUCUAUCAGUAUUCUUAUUUUUGUUUGAACAUCUUUUUGCAGGGAUUUGUGGUCGUCGAAACCAACUUCCGGUUGUAUGCUUACUCAACCUCCAAGUUACACUGUGAGAUCCUACGUCUUUUUGCAAGGUAUCCUAGCGUUCAUAUUGUGCUUAGUACAUUUUUUAUGACAUUUCCAAAUUUUCUUACGCUAUUUUUAUGCCUUGAGAUAAACCGUAUCUGUGUACCUUUUUCUGAUUAUUUGGUUUAUAAUUUCCCUUUUAUCGGUUUUGAUAUUACUGGUCUUCUUAGACAUUUGGCAUACCUUUUUUAUCCUAUUAAAUCAUCGUAUUUUAGCCACGUUACGCUAUAUUAAAAAGUCAUGCAAUUGCCAUCAUCUAGCAUGAGAAUAGCUCCACUGUUACGGGGGAUCUGUAGACUGUCGUGUAUUGUAAAACAUUUAGUAAGAGUCUUUGGGAACAGUAUUUCAUAUCCAGCAGUACUACCGCGUAUAUUUAUUAAUUCAGACUGAUGCAGGCCAUCAAGAUUCAACAUGUAACCAGUCAAGGAAAAUCUUCUUCUACAGAUCAUAAUUUUUUAACCUUCGUUCUAGGCAGUAUUUCAUGAAUCGUCUUCAAUAUGCUUCUUUAAUUGUUUCCCAUUUGUGCAUCUGAAAAUUAGAAUUUCUCCUUUGAUUCUGCUCAUGUACAUGAACAUGACUUUUGAUGAGGUUUAUCCUCAAUCACCGUUACAGAGUAGAGUAUCAACUUCCAAAUCUUAUCGUUGGAGCUAUAACAAAAGAGAGUCUAUACAACGCUUUUGAGAACGGCAUCAGUGGAGAGCAGGCAAGUAUAAAAUAAUAGCAUCCACCAAUUAUUCUGUUUGGGAUCUUAAUGAGACGAAGCUGAUGUCUUAUUUCAUGGGAUUACUUGUUGCAUAGCAAUCCCAUAAGAUUUUCGUGAUUUCUUUCUAUCAUGUUACAAAACGAUUCAUCUUUUGUGAAAAUCUUCCUCGGCAAAUUCAAGUUUUCCUGUAUUUAACUUCUUAGUUUUCGCAUCAAAAUUUUCUGCUCCUUUUAUCGCAUAUUGCCUCCAUGGUGACAAUGGGGUUGGUGAUCCGGUUAGGACUUGAUGAACUCCAUCUGAUCGCUGGGUAAUUUGAUGAACAUCCCAUCAAACGGCUGCAUAUUUGAACAUUUUUCUACCUGGGGGGUGAUCAAAAAAGAAAAAAGUCAAUUCUCAUUUUCCUAGCUGACGAAAAGGGUAAUAGAAGAAAACAUAAAUUGAGAGAUACCUUGGUUGACAAUUUUAUGUGGAAAAACGUUUCAGAUAUUCCAAAACCUGAAAAAUCAUCUGGACACCAUGAUGUCUUGUGCUUCCUACCUCACCUAGAACCCAAGUCUGAGUUUAUCACUUCCCCAAUGCAUGAGAGUAAUCCAUUAACCUUCACUCGAAUCUGCAAGAUUUUUGGAAUGCUGUCUCCUCGACUUCUUAGUAAGGGAUAAGGGAAUCAGUACAACUUAUAAUUAAUGACAGAUAUGAGAGACCAACUUUAGACUUACCUUAUUUUUUAUUUAUGGGACUUGGACUGUUUUUAUUCAGAUAAAGGUCAACUUAAGCAUCUCAACGACAUUUAUAGAAUCCUUCGUGACACAAUCUCGUGAUUUCUUAUUUUUAUUUUUAUUUAUUUCUUCAGAUAAUUGCCUUCCUCCAGCAGAAUGCUCAUCCCCGUGUCGCAGAGAAGACACCUUCAGUACCAGAGAAUGUUACCGAUCAGGUUCCUACACAUCCCCGUUUAGAAAUCCGCUGCACAUCUUACACACUCAUAUGUGGAUUCAAUCCAUUCUACCUGGGCUACUUUCCCAAACGUUAUUUCGACUAUUUUCUAAAGUCUGCAGAGCAGCUCCUAAGUCGUUGCAUGCCGAUUUUUCUGAACUAUGCAGAUCAGAUUGUGGGAAACGGAUCGAAACAGGGUCGAGAUGGUCGCCUCAAAUCUUUAUGAUGAUUUCCCAUCCAAGGUGACGUUGCUGGCAUUUCAGACGUACCCUUUGCCACCAGUCUUUGCCCACCUAGUCAACUGACUUCUUGGGCUCCACCAUCUGGCAGGAGGUAUUCGAAGCGGCUUGUGACUUCGGAAGGGAGAUCGGCGGGCUAUUAUGGGAAGAUACAAAGAAGAUGUGCCUGAUCGUCCGCGGGGAGUCACACCAGGAGAUGCGAGAUUUCCUCAGGCGUCAGAAGUAG